Molecule: messenger RNA, 5520 nt
Organism: Musca domestica (house fly)
Lineage: Eukaryota; Metazoa; Arthropoda; Insecta; Diptera; Muscidae
Product: protein sidekick-2
Exons: 10
Coding region: 479-3184 (901 amino acids)
Molecular function (GO): protein binding
Source: RefSeq, a predicted model, not a curated record
AACAAAAACAAACCUAAACAAAUAAGUCCCUGCAAAAAACUACUGUGAAAAUUUUUCGAAAUCAAAAGUGUUUGAAAAUACAAUCAAAACCCAAAAAUAAAAAAAAUAUAUAUUUAAUUCAAGAAAGUGAAAAAAGUCAUUUGCAGUGAAAUUCAAGCACAUGUUACUGUUCACGUAAAAAAAUCAACAAAUUUACGCAAACAAAUAUUUGUCUAAAAAUACCUCCCAUAAAGUGAAUAUGUGUGUGUUGUUGGGUUAGUGCCGCCAAGUUGGAAGAUUCUGUUUUGUAAAUGAAAACGUUUAGGCUGGGAAAAUUGACUCACAAAAAUGUUAACUCAUGAUUUUUGAAACAAAGAGCAUAUUGAACAACAGCAGAAAGAACAAAACAAAGUUAACCAAAAAUCGUCCAUUCGACUAGCAGCAGUGGAAACCAAAAACAAACGGUGUAAAUUCAAUAAAGUCUAACAGAGGCCCAUAGAUGAUGGCAACGGCGACGACGACAACGCCAACGAUGAUGAUGAUAAUGUCCUCCAAAGCGCAUAUGGAAACAGAAAAUACUGAUAAAUUCGCAACAACAAUAACAACUUUUAGUGAAAUUCCAAAUCAGGAAGUUUCAAUGGCUCGUCAGGCUGCACAACAAACAACACACAUGACCUUAAAAGAGGAUUUUGAAAGCAUAUCUGAGCCAGCACCAACAUCAGUAGUAGCAACACCGACAAAACCAAAAACGACAAAAAGAAUCAACAAUAAGCAAAACAAGUUGCAGCUACAAAACACUAAACAGCAACAGUACCCGAACCAGCAUCAACAUCAAAAAACCGAAAAUUGCUCAAACGACAAAAGCAACAACGAGAACAACAACAACACUAGUGUAUGUUUAACGUUAGAAGAGCAACAGCCAAAUAUUAGCACUACUGACCCAGCUGGCACUCAAGCUAAUACAACUAUGGCAGCUCUACAACUACCUACAAUAGAAGCGGCGGUAGCAACAUCCACAGAAACAACAACUACACCAACAGCAACAACAUCAGCAAUAAUACAAACGACAAAAGCAUCAGUAAAGGAUGUGGAAAAUUCGCUGAAUAAAACACAAUGGUACAAUGUUUGCUUUAGUUCAAAAGGCAGCCCAAAGCAAAAAUGUGCAGCACAUCAGGCAGAACAACAAAAACUGCAACAAAAUGAACAACAGGAAGAGGAACGGCAGCAGCAACAUUCACAUGUUAUUCGUGCACAUACACAGGCCCAUAAAUGCAAAAGUGCGAACAUUAGUCGCUGCACCAGCAGCAUUCACAGCACAGUGCCCCAAAUAAACAACAACACCGCCAACAUAACCACGACAUCUACCAACACCACCACCGCCGCCACUACCACCAGCAACAGCAGCAUUAUCAUCAUCACAGAUAUCAACAGCAACAACAACAACAAUAGCAAAUGCAACACAAACAUCAUCAUCAAUCCAACUACAAAACCAGCAACUAUCACAGCCUCCACCAACACAACAGCAGAUUGCAUCAAAGCUCUGCUUCUUCUUCAUCAUCAUCCUCAUCUUCGCUUUCCGUUGCGACGACGACUACUACGACUCAACCAUGUCAUGCAAAUGGAAUCUAUGCUGCGUGCCCUGAUGUUUGGCUUUGUGUUCAUCAUGUCGCUGCAAUAUCCAAAUGUUGUCAGCGCCACAAGUAUGAUGCCCAAACAUGAACCCAUGUUUAUAUCCCGCUCUGAAACAUUUAAAUUUGUUGCUGGUGAUACCAUUGUCUUGCCCUGUGAAGUUGCCAAUACUGAUCCCUAUGUUGUCGCCUGGAAACGUGGCAUUGCGAUAUUAACAGCUGGCUCUGUUAAAGUUACCCCAGAUCCUCGGGUACGUUUGGUGAAUGGUUUUAAUUUGCAAAUACGUGAUGCUGUGCCACAGGAUGCGGGUGAUUAUAUUUGUCAAAUAGCAACAAUGGAACCACGUGAAAUUACUCACACUGUUGAAAUAUUGGUACCACCAAGGAUUCAUCAUAUGAGCAGCAGCGGUCAUUUGCAAGUUAAAAAAGGCUCUUCGGUUCGUAUUGAAUGUUCUGCCUCGGGCAAUCCUACACCAAACGUUACAUGGAGUCGUAAAAAUAAUAUUUUGCCCAAUGGCGAGGAGAAACUCCAUUCGCAUAUAUUGUCAAUUGAAAAUGUGGACCGCCACAAGGGUGGAGUUUACAUUUGUACGGCCAAUAAUGGUGUGGGUCAACCGGCCUCCAGUCAAGUGAUUUUACAUGUUUUAUAUCCUCCUGAAAUCAAUGUGGAGCGCCCGGUGGUUUUCUCUGGGGAAGGCCACGAGGCAAUGCUGGUGUGCAUUGUUCAUGGAGAAACACAACCUGAGGUCAUUUGGUUUAAGGACACCAUGCAAUUGGAUACCACCGAGCGUCAUAUUAUGGAGAAUCGUGGCUCACGUCAUACGCUGAUUAUACGUAAAGUGCAUCCACAAGAUUUUGGUAAUUAUUCGUGUGUUGCUGAAAAUCAACUUGGCAAGUCACGUAAAACUUUACAGCUGAGCGGUAAACCGAAUGUGGCUGUUUUCAAUUCGCCACCAAUCAGUCAGUAUAAGGACCGAUACAACAUUUCUUGGACAGUGGAAUCUCAUGCACCCAUUGAAGAGUACAAAUUAUCCUUCCGAAGGUUGCAGCAAGGACAAGAGGUCGAUAACUCCAUUGAUUCGCAUGGCUCCUCGUCAUCGUCCUCUCUAUCGUCAUCGUCCUCGUUACAAAUGUACGGUGGCGGCAGCAUACACAAUUACCGAUUGGGUGGCAUUAGCGGCAGCAGUAGUUUGGGCAGCAUGGGCAGCGGCAUGGGCAUUGGCGGUGGUUAUGGCAGCUAUGGUGCUGGAAAUGUUAUACACUGGGGUCGCAAUGAUUGGCGUGACGUAGUCCUGCCCGCCAUACCCAUCUCGCAUCACUACACCCAAGGGAUGAGCUAUAUGAUACGCGGUUUAGAUCCAGAUCAACAUUACGAAGCUACAGUUCAAGCGAGAAAUCGUUAUGGUUGGAGUGACUACUCGCAAAGUUUUGUAUUCUCAACGUCAUCAAAUGAUAAUGAAAUGCGCGAUUUGAGUGUAACUUUCUAUGGCAGUGCAUCCUCUCGUAAAAUGAUUGAUGACAUCUGUUUAAUUCCAGUCAUAUUACUUGUGGCAUAUGUGCGGUUUUUGGCCAACUAAAUUCCGCCAAUUACAAAAUUUGAAUAUAAAUGCUUACAUAAAAGAAAUAAAAAACAAAUUCAUAUAUAGAAUAGCAUUUGCAUUUUUUACAUUCACUCGUAUUCACACAUAUUUUUUCCGUUUUUCAUACAUUUUGAUAUGCAUUCAUUCAUAUAUAUAUUUAUUAGACAAAAUUGGAAAAACAGAAAAGACAGCAACAAAACUCAAAUCAUUUUACAAUCAUUAUAACCCCCUCAGAAAAAAUGAUAACAGAAAAAUACAAAUAAAAUUUCAUAUUCAUGUUAAGUAUAAUAUUUGAAGAAAGAAAAAAAAACAACAACCCAACAAACAUCAUGAACCAUACAUAACUGAAUAAUAUACAAAUACUAAAAAAAAAAUUAAAUCUCCAAACAAAAAAAAAAAAAAAACAUACAAAAAUAUAUAAAAUGUCUAUAUAAAAUUAAAUAAAUAUAAAAAUACAUAAAAAAACGUGUAUUCAUAUAUAAGGUGUGUCAAAGUGGAAAGAUGAAAGUGCAAUGCAUUCCAUAUAAAAUACUUUUAAAAGAAUUUAGAUAUUUUAUAGAAAAAAAAAUUUUGUCGGUCUUCUCCAAAUGCAGGUUUAUUAUCAUUUUAUUCAUUCAAAACUAAUGUCAUCAAAAUUAUUUUGGGAAAUAUAAAUUAAAUUUAAUACAAAAUAUUUCCUUUUUUACAAGAUUUGAACUUCUAUGUGCCCUUAGUAAUAAGGCUUUAUAUUGAAAUAACGAUUUUAGACCCUAGGUUUCCAAAUCCAAAUCCAAAUCAGGAUAUUGGGAGUCGAUCUAGUGGUGGCUCUCCGACCAUCUGUCUGGCUGGUGCCCACGACAACUCUCAAAGUGAGUAUCCGAUUUGGUUCAAACUUGUUGCAUCGUAAUACAGGGUGAGAUAAAAACAACUGCAACAAAGUCAAAUUCCCUAGUUCUACAUAUUUUUUUACCUUUUAUUGAAUGAAAACAAAAAAUGUCGGACAUUGCAUAACAUUUUAGAAUAAAUUUAAAUUUGUUCGAAUUGGUCACCUUUGGCACGAAUUAUGGUCUUCAAACUUCAAAUGAAACAGUCACACGCUGCCCGAAUGUUGCUCUGCGGAAUUUUGGCAUGUUCCCGGCGAUGCGCUUGCUUGAGGUGAUCGACGCUUUGGCAUUUUUUAGUGCCAACCUUGCUUUCCAAAAUACUCCACUCACAAUAGUCCCAGGGAUUGGUAUCCGGAGAUUUUGGUGGCCAUUGUGCGCUGGAAAUGAAGCGAGGAACCUCAUUUUGUAACCAAUCUUGGGUGGGGCGUGCUGAGUGCGAUGGUGCUGAGUCCUAUUGACAUGUCCAAGGCUUAAAUACACCCUCCAGAAUAUUUUCACGAUAAUAUUCGGCAUUUAUUCUGAUGCCACGGCCAAGCGAAGCAACUCUUUUGCUGUUUUGGGUCUAUUUUACGGUGUAUGUUCUUGCACUUUUUGAAAUUUCAAUGGCUCCCAGAGCUCAUUUUUCAAUAUUUGCCGAGUGGAAUAUUGCGUUAUGAUCAGCUCACGAUAGCGAUAUGUUUCGGCCACUGCGGCGCGGGUUUCCAUCACGUCGCUUCUUUACUUUUCGAACCAUUUCUGCUGAUGUUGCUGUUUUCUUCCGUCCACUUCCUUGACGUCGGGCUACGCUACCAGUAUCCCGGUAAAGACCGAUGGUACGAGAGACAAAAGAUUUGUUCACAUUUAUUUAUCACAUCUAACGAUGUGGUUUUCCAACCAAAUAUAAAGAAAUCACACUAUCACUCUUGAAUUCCAUAACUUUUUCCGAAAAUUCUCACCAAAAUGCUUUUGUAUACUUGAAAACAAUAUAAUGAGCUGUCACUGGAAUAAUUUUAACAGCUGUCGGACGAGUGGUUUAGAAAUGACAGCAGUCUGAAUUGAGUUGCAGUUUUUUCAUCUCACCCUGUAUUAUAAUUAUUAAACUUACAUCGAUAUCGGCAAUAACGUUGCACUCCCUCUCCAAAGGGCAAACUUUUCAAAGAAGUUAAUUUAUGGUAUAGAUAUUUAAAGGCUUUGAAAGUCCCAAUAUUUUUGUCCGUACUAUGUUAGGUGUGAAAGUGGACUAUAUAGGCCGAUUCCACCCAGUACCUUCCCAACAAAGGGUCUAAUUUUGAAUAAUAAUAAAUCUCAUAAAAUGUAAAAUAAUUAUCUGAUUUUCUUCAAAUUUCACACAUCCCAAUAUUAUUGUGAGCACAAGAUCUGGUGUUAAGAUGGGAUAUGUCGGACCACUCCUUCUGGUAAAAACGUUGAAUGAAAUUUAUAAAACUCGAAAUGGCAAUUUGAUCCCUUUUGAGCGCUUUACAUCCCAAUAUU